AAUGUUUCUCAUUUUCAGUUGAUUUUUCCCCUCUUUCCUCCGUUCUAGGAAAAUAUCAGUCACGAGCGAUUUCAAACCGAUCUUGGAUUUGGAAUCGGUGCUUUCUGGUUUUGUGUUUUCAUCGCUACUUCUGAUUUCUCUGAGAGAACUAGAUAGAUGGAUGAUAGGAAGAGGAUAGGCUACGCGUGGGCAGUAUCCGCCGGAUUUUGUGCUGCUAUGGCGGCCAUUUCUGCAAAGCUCUCCAUUUUGCAGUUUGCUAGGUAUGGGAUGGUUGUAUUAUUCAAUGUGGUGAUGUGGGCUUGUUAUGUCAAUAGUCUUAAGGCUCUAUCAUCUCUGCAAGCAACUGUAACAAACUUUGCUACCAAUUUCAUCUCCUCUGGUUUAGCUGGAUUCUUUUUGUUUCAGGAAGCAGUAUCCUAUAAGUGGGUUGCUGGUGCCUUGCUUAUUGUGAUUGGUGUCGUUAUACUAAGCAAGUCAGUCGCCGAGAAGGUUAGAACUGACUAGAUGUUAUGAUUCAGUGCGGUUAUUCGUUACUCUGACAAGAUGUUUAGCUUCUCAUUGGAAGUCAAUUUUGUAAAACAAUAUGAAAUAUGAGGACAAGUUGGGUGACAUCAUUUACCAGACAGUUUUCCCCUUCAGAAUCAGAUCUUCAGGAUUCUAGUUGCAUGAAGUCCUUCUGUAGAUUGCUGCAUCCUUGCCACUGAACAAGCCCGGGGACAAGAUUGAUUCACGUUGUCUUUUGAACAUCAUUGUGAUUGGAGAAGCCAUCCAUGUGGAUCAUUUAUAGAGGAUGCAGCAUGUUAUAAAAAUAGAAAAUAAGGUACUUCAAAAGAUCUGGGUCGUUUAGCCUCUUAUCAUUGUUUUAAUCUUGUUUACCAAACUUGACUCAUUUGUUGAUUCAAUCUAAACCCAAAAACUCAAGUUCAAUUUGCUUUUCCUAUUUUCACUCAA
Molecule: messenger RNA, 951 nt
Organism: Prosopis cineraria
Lineage: Eukaryota; Viridiplantae; Streptophyta; Magnoliopsida; Fabales; Fabaceae
Exons: 3
Coding region: 157-504 (115 amino acids)
Source: RefSeq, a predicted model, not a curated record